CUCUAAAGCUGAAGAUGCACCAUCAUUUCCAGGGGCUCCGAUCAUGAAUUCACCAGUGACCGGUCCUGCACAUCCACCACCAUCAAAAGGAUUUGCCCCUCCACCAAUGACCAGACCUCCCAACGGAUAUGGCCCUCUGCCCUUCGCUGGGCAUCCUCUACCUGUCCCAGGCCCUCGCUACAGACCUCCACAUCCAGUUAGAGGACCCUAUGGUCGCAUGCUAUAUGGGCCUGCUCCGCCCUGGAGUGGUUGUGGACCACCUCCACCGCACAGAGACUAUUGGCCAGGACCUCCCCCUCCAUUUGGCUUAAGGGAUUUUGCACCUGGAAUGAGAGACUUGCCCUCUGGUUUUCCACCACCACAUGGACCUUGGGACUAUCCCUUUCCACCCAAAAACAUGCUUCCUGGGACUGUUCCUCCACCAGGCAUGAGAGACUAUCCAGGCCCACAAGGUCCACCACCACAGAUGGGUCCCAGAGACUUCAAAGCAGGCCCCCCAGUACCACAACAGAUGAGCCCAAGGGACUAUCCUCCAGGCCCUAGUUUGCCACCACAACAGAUGCAACCCGGAGACUUCUCAAAUUCACAGAAUGGGCCAUAAAUUUCACCUAAUGGUGGUAUUUUAUUCAACUAAGCAGAGCAAAAAACUGU
Messenger RNA from Polyodon spathula (Mississippi paddlefish), 651 nucleotides. RefSeq names its product proline-rich protein 2-like. The coding region runs from base 44 to 601 and encodes 185 amino acids. The transcript has 2 exons. The record is from RefSeq and is a predicted model, not a curated record. Lineage: Eukaryota; Metazoa; Chordata; Actinopteri; Acipenseriformes; Polyodontidae.